Molecule: messenger RNA, 2180 nt
Organism: Drosophila nasuta
Lineage: Eukaryota; Metazoa; Arthropoda; Insecta; Diptera; Drosophilidae
Exons: 1
Coding region: 386-1066 (226 amino acids)
Source: RefSeq, a predicted model, not a curated record
UUUUCAGUUGAAUAGCAAACUUCGAGGCGUACGGUUCGCAUUCGGUCGCGUUUCUCAUUUCUCCAACAAUUUUUAGCAAACUUCUCACACACACACUCUCUCACACACAUUCGAUAGGCCACCCAGCGUGUCGCAAAGCCAAAGCUAAAGCCAGACAGCAGAUACCCCGCAACAUUCGCAUUCGCUCGCUCGUAUAACGAAAGUGUUUGUUUUCUCUCUGUGUGUGUGUGUGAAACUAAACUUUUCGUGUCUGUGUGUCAGUGCGUGCGUUCGUGUGUGUGUGUUUUUCUCGACUUUGUCGACGUUCUGCCAAAAAAAAGCCAAAAUUACAUACAUUCAUACUGUAUAGUAUAUACUCAGUAUAUUGAGAGGAGAAAGUGCAAAGAUGGCCGAAAAUUGCCCAAAAUGCAAGAAAUCAAUCAAUUCGAAGGAUGCAAUCAUCAUUUGCAAUUCGGAUGACUGCCUUAAGAAGUUCCACCGUACGUGCGUUAACAUCGAUGAUGCGAUGUAUGAUUUGAUACAGAAAAAUCCAAUGAUAUCAUUUAACUGUGAUGAGUGCCGCAAUCAGACGCCAAAGGCAUUGUCCGCCAAGCUGCACACCAUCGAGGAGAAGGUGAACAAGGUGUGCAAUGGCGUUAAUCAAAUCCAGGGCCGCAUGUACCAGCAGUAUUUCCAAUUUGGCAACCAGCCCGUCAACAAUCUCGAUGGCAAAAAGCACCCGCAACAGAAUAAUCUCAUCGUUGUCGGCAACAAUUGCAAUUCGGAUCGAUUGCAGGUCGUAUGCGACUACGGACGUUGGGUGCAGGUGGGCAAAUUUGCUACAAAUACCAGCGAGGAUGAUAUUAUUGAGCAUUUGGCCGAGGAGCUGAAGAUCAACAAGAAUCUGGUGAAAUGCACCAAACUGGUGAAGAACGAUGCCAAUUUGUCGCAACUUUCAUAUUGUAAAUUCAAAAUAUCCAUUCCCGACUAUCGUUUCAAUGAGCUAUUCAACGAGGCGAUUUGGCCAAGUGGUGUUAUGGUUAGCCCCUUCACGCCACGCUCUCAGCUGAAUCAGAAUCGCAUAUAAAACGGAAACGGCGGCGAGAGAUGACGAAGAAACAGAGACGACAGAGCAAAUGGGGAGAGAGCGCGCCUGCGCUACACUUCACGAGGGGGCAGGGGGGUGCAUUGCACCAAAAGAGAGGACGCGAGAGAAUGAGAGAGAGCGCAAGGAUGAGAGUGAGGGUUGCUUGCCGGUCGGACAGCGACAAUAGCAACCAGAGCAACAACAUCAGCAACAUCAACAACAACAACAACAGCAGUUUUCAUUCGAUAAUGUUUUUGCCGUCGCCGUCACUUUGUGGGGGUGUUCGGGGGGUUGCCUCACACUGUAUGCAAAUUUUUUGACAACUGACAACACAACUCGAAAACUUUGCCCAAAAACAACUUUAAAAACUUAUUCAGAAUUAAACAAACAAUACAAUUAAUUACUUAACGAAUUAAAUUUAAAAAUGCAUUUUCAAAUGUUUAAGCAUUGAGAAACCACAAACCAAAAAAAAAGUAAAGUAAAGAAGUUCGUAAAUGCGAAGCAAAGUCAAAGUCAAAUAUUAGUCAUUUAUGCAUAACUGUCGUAUAUUUAAAUUACAUUGAAUUUAACACAAGAAAAAAGUAAAAAACCAAACAUAAUGCAAAUAUUAAACCAAGCAGUCAGUAUCUAUUUAAAUACCAAAACCAAAUAAGUAAAAACAAAAUGAAUAAUUAAAAGCAUAUUACAAAUAUUUAAACUAUUUAAGCAAAGAGCACUUACAGCAUUUUGUUUAAUCAAUUUCGUUUAUUUUUCCAGUUUUACUAAUAUUUUAUGUUCUAUGUUCUUUUAUGUGUACAUCCCCGAAACGAGUUUUAAACCAAAGCAUUAACUUAACAAAUACUUAAACUUAUCAAAUAUAUUCAGCUAUAUUGUAUUCAUAUGCGUAGUUUGAGGCAUUUUCAAAGCUUGUUCUCAAAAAUAUUUAGAAAUUUUGCGAACCAAUGAUAAAAAUUGUAAAACCUAUUCAAAACAAAAUUAUGUAUGUAUUUGUGUAUUCCAAAAAAAUAAAAAACCAAAAACAAAUGAAUAUUGAAAAACCAAAAAUACAAAUAACAAUAUAAAAUGCAAAAAAAAAAAAUGCAAUUGCAAUUAUAGAAACUUGUUCAACACAACU